AUGGACAUGUUCAGGGAAGGAGGUUCUACUAGUCGUCCACCAAUGCUAGAGGGGGCUAACUACCCUUAUUGGAAAACGAAGAUGAGAGCUUUUCUCAAGGCCGUGGAUGAAAGAGUGUGGAUGGUUGUUGAGGAAGGUUGGAUCGCGCCAACGGUCAGAGCUGGUGAAAUCGAAAGAACCAAAUCAAUGAGUGCCUGGACUCCUGCGGAAAUUGAGUUGGCUAACUACAAUUCCAAGGCCAUGCAUGCUCUGUUCAAUGCAGUUUCCACCAAUCAAUUAAAGGUGAUCGCCAACUGUGAGGUUGCCAAGGAUGCCUGGGAGAAAUUGAGGAUCAAGAACGAAGGAACUGAUGCGGUAAAGAAGUCUCGGCUUAGAUCUCUUGCAAAGGCAUUUGAAAAUCUGUCAAUGGACGAGGAUGAAACAGUUGCAGAAUUUCAUGCUAAACUCUGUGACAUCUCUAACGAGUCAUAUGCCUUAGGAAAGACGUACUCCAAUGCAAAAUUAGUUCGAAAGGUUUUGGGAGUCCUCCCACGGCGUUUCAAGUCCAAAGUUACUUCCAUUGAAGAAAUGAGGGAUGUUGAGACAUUGGAUCUUGAUGAGCUGAUCGGAUCAUUACAAAACUAUGAGAUGACCUUGAAGCGGUGGAGCAAGAACAAGAAGCCAAAAGAUUCUGAAAAGGAUAAACCAGAGAGUGGAGUGGCGUUUGUUCACAAAGAAGAAAAAUCCAAAAGUGUAGAUCUAUCUGGAGACAUGUCUGAUGAAACAUUCGCUCUAUUGACCAAAAACUAUGCUCGAUUCCUCAAAAAGAACUUCAAGCAGAAUAACUAUGGCGGGAAGGAAAAUCAAAACAGAAAGCAGUUCUACAACGGUCCCAAACAAGGUCAACAACCUGAAAAGAAAAAUCGUGGCAUCAAAUGUCGUGAGUGUGAAGGUUUCGGUCACAUUCAAGCCGAAUGUGCUAACACACUUAAAAAGAAAAAGGCAUUUGCUGUAACUUGGAGUGACAGCGACGAAGAUAAAGAAGAAAACAGCAGUGGCGAUUCUGAUGGAGAAAAACAAAUGGUGGCAUUCAUGGCAAGAAGCUCAAAAUCCGAAACCUCAGAGGAUGAAGAAUCAUCUGGGUCCGAUGAAGAGAGUCCCCAGAAACAAGAAGCGUAUGAGCAGAUGUUUGCUCAGUGGGGCAGCUCUAAGCAAUUGGAUGAAAAAGAGAGUGAGAUUUACAAGAUCACUGCUGAGCUUGUCCGAGCCAAGCAAUUGUUAGAGUUUAUUCCUCCUGGUACAGCUGCUAUCAAUCAGACGUUACAGCUUCAGAAGCCUUAUGGUGACAGAACCUCAAUUGGAUACAAAAUGUUGUACAAAAAGGGGAAUGAUUUGUCCAUUGAGGAGUCCUCGUUUGUGACAGCCAAAUCUGAUCCCAGCGGCGAUGAGCCUGUAGGUAAGGCUGAUGGAACAGAUGUCAGCAUUAAGAACAACACUGGAGGAAAGCAUAUUUCUGGACACAAAUCUGCCCAAGGUAGCAGAUUUGUUCCCAUCUGCCACUUCUGCAAUAGACGAGGCCACAUUCGUCCCAAGUGCUACAAAUUACAGAAUUAUAUCCAGCUCUUUGUCCAGCGAAAUACAAUAUUUCCGGAUAAGACAUCAAAACGGGAUGAGCGUUUCAAGAGUAAUAGAAACGUAGCUUUGGUGGCUCAUACAUCUCUGGCUGCGUUCAAAGAUGAUAUGUGGUACUUCGACAGCGGUUGCUCGCGUCACAUGACAGGGAAUAAGGAGAUUCUUAUGAACUUUAAGGACAUAAGCGAGGGACUAGUCACAUUCGGGGAUGGAAACAAAGGACAGAUUCUUGGUAAAGGAGAGCUACAAAUCCCGGGAGUCAGUCCACUAUCAGAAGUGCUCUAUGUGAAGGGGCUCAAGGCCAAUCUCAUCAGCAUAAGUCAGCUUUGUGACGCUGACUAUACAGUAAGUUUCUCUAAAACUUGUUGUUUAGUUUCAUUUGAUGGGUGUUCCAUUUUGACAGGAAACAGGACAGCUGAUAAUUGCUAUGCAUUGUCCACUCAAAUCAAGUGUCAACGGGUGUUUUUGGACAAACCUGAUCUGUGGCACUAUCGCUUGGGACAUCUGAACUAUCGAGAUCUCAACAGAAUUGUGAAACGAAAGGCAGUAAGAGGGAUCCCUGAGUUAAAGAUUAAUCGUGACAGACUUUGCGGACCAUGUCAACUCGGGAAACAAAUUAGAGCCUCACAUCCACCAGUGAGUGCUCUUGCAACAUCCCGGGUACUGGAAUUGCUUCAUAUUGACCUCAUGGGGCCCAUGCAGAAUGAAAGUUUAAGCGGCAAAAGGUUUGUCAUGGUCUGUGUCGACGACUACUCUAGGUUCACAUGGGUGGCAUUCAUAAAAGAAAAAUCAGAUACCUUUGGCGUCUUUUCUGCCUUAUGUCUACAACUCCAGAAUGAAAAAUCAACAAAGAUUGUCAAAGUGUACAGAAUCAGAAGUGACCAUGGAAAGGAGUUCGAAAACAGGUUGUUUUCUGAUUUUUGUGAUCAGCUGGGGAUUUUGCAUGAGUUUUCAGCCCCAAAAACCCCUCAACAGAACGGGGUCGUGGAACGAAAGAAUAGGACGCUUCAGGAAAUGGCUAGGGUAAUGAUGGAGGCUAGGAAAAUAACCAAAAGAUUCUGGGCUGAAGCUGUGAAUACAGCUUGCUAUAUCAGUAAUAGAGUACAUCUCAGGACUGGCACUACUCAGACAGCCUAUGAGAUUUGGAAAGAUACUCGACAUACUCAUUACAAGGAUGUCAAGCCCACUGCUUUAUUGGGAAAGGUGCCUCCUGGUACUUUGUCAGAAUGCUCACAAGAAUUCAUAAUGGCUAUCUUAGCAUAUUUCUACUACACUAUGGGCCAGUUUGGUACAGCUGUGCUGUGGGAAAAAGCAGUUGUAGCUGUGCUGUGA
This is a messenger RNA of Humulus lupulus (European hop), 2943 nucleotides long. RefSeq lists its product as uncharacterized. NCBI's taxonomy places the organism in Eukaryota, Viridiplantae, Streptophyta, Magnoliopsida, Rosales, Cannabaceae. Gene Ontology annotation, biological process: DNA integration. The record is from RefSeq and is a predicted model, not a curated record. The transcript has 4 exons. Bases 1 to 2943 code for a protein of 980 amino acids. Gene Ontology annotation, molecular function: nucleic acid binding; zinc ion binding.